Molecule: messenger RNA, 1380 nt
Organism: Blumeria graminis f. sp. triticale
Lineage: Eukaryota; Fungi; Ascomycota; Leotiomycetes; Helotiales; Erysiphaceae
Source: the annotation of a GenBank genome assembly
AUGGCUCAUGGGACUCGGUAUUUGUGUGUUAUCCACAUCGACUCUCCGCUAUAUCUCCUGCUUAAAAGUUCGGGGUGGCUUAUUUCAGGAGGACUAUCUGAUCAUUUUGGCCAUACUGCUUUAUUGCGUGCUGCAGAUAUUGAUAUUUCAAAGGUUCGGGAUGCAUGUUUAUCAGCUAGAGCCGCAAGUUUUUUUAUCGCCGAAAACUUGUACGCUGUUGAAGUUAUUGUGAUAAAGGUUUCACUUUGUUCUUUUUUCCUACGCAUCUUUCCGCAAAAACAGUUUCGAAUUUGCUGCUACGCCUUGGUCAUUCUAAUGUCAACACUUGCAGUAGCCUGGGUCUUGCUUUUAAUCUUCCAGUGCAAGCCUAUUACCUCCAACUGGAACAUUAAUAUUGAACACCCCCGUUGCUAUAAUAUACAGAUAUACGCGUAUGCAGGUGCCGUAGCUGCAAUGUCACAAGAUAUGUGCAUCCUCGCGUUACCGAUUCCUCUAGUUUUAAAGCUCAGGAUAAGCACGAAAAAGAAAAUUGGAGUGAUAGCUAUGUUUAGUCUAGGAAUAUCGGUUACCAUAAUAUCAGCGGUUCGCACACAAUUUAUUUAUUACUUUGGCAUAUCUAGCGAUCCUUCGUGGGAUAAUGUCGAUAUCACCAUCUGGACUAGUAUGGAGAUAAGUGCGGGGUUAGUAUGCUGCAAUAUGCCUGCAUGCGCAAGGCUGAUUGCACACCUUCAUCGCGAAUAUAUUUAUCCACGUCAUCUAAGCAUCGAAGAGACACACAAACCAUUUGUUUCUAAGAUCUCAUCCCAGAGCAUAGAGGAUUGCAAGGGAUCCAUGCAAUCUCGUUACCAAUCGAGUAGCUCCCGCCAAUCCCCCGAACACCCUGUACCUAUGCAGAGUCACAUACAAGACUUGAAUUUUGAAUUGGAUAUUGAGUGUGGAAUACCAAAAACCGAAGUCGAUUUGCGACUGGGUGCUAAAAUAGUAACUAUGGACGAACCCUACAUUUCCGUCACCAAAUUAUGUGAACGGGAAGUAAAAUUAUCACAGGAAAACUAUCACAGUCCAACAGAGCCUCAAACCCACGAGAAAAAUGAGGAUAUUGAUCCAAGGUUCGAUAGGAUGAUGCAAAUAGUCCGGAAAGGUCCUGCCGAAAUCGAAGUACCGCCACCAGCAAUAUUGGGAUCAGGUAUCAUGGUUCGGAAAGAAUUUACGAUAGAAGAGAUUCUAAUUGAAAACAUAAAAAAUAAAAUGAAGAGAGGGAACUUAGCAGCUCCAAAGCUGUAUGGUGAGCGGGCUCCUAUAUUGAAUCAGCAGAGAAAUUUGCGACAAAAUCAGCACAGUACAUGCGCCGACUCCCGAAAAGCAGGUUCCUAUUCAUAA